Molecule: messenger RNA, 1677 nt
Organism: Symbiodinium natans
Lineage: Eukaryota; Dinophyceae; Suessiales; Symbiodiniaceae
Source: the annotation of a GenBank genome assembly
AUGCAUGUUGUGAAGGUAUCUGACUUUCUCGACAUGAAGGGUGUGCUGGAACCGCACCACGCACUGCUUCGAAAAGGCUUGCUUCACCGGUGGACCCCGGGUAUGAGCGUGAUUUUCGUGUCGCACCAGUGGCUUUCAAGCGGGCACCCAGAUCCGCAGGGACGGCACGCCGCUGUUCUGCGCAGCACUUUGCAAGGAGUUCUCGAUGGGUCUUUGCAAGUGGAGAUGGACGUUGCUUACGAUGCAAAUGUUCCUCUUGACGAUGCAGUGGAGUACGCCAGGAAUCAAGUCCUUUCGGGCUACAUCUUUUUGGACUGGUUUGCCAUUCCACAGAUCACAGCCCGAGCAGAGGGAGUGAACGAGGAAAGCACCAAGAGCGACGCGGCGCUUGCUGUCCAAAGCAUCCCGUUCUAUGUGGAGGCGUCAACGAUCUUUCUAGCGCUGGUUCCCGAAGUUAAGCACAAAGACACCGGAAGGUAUUGCAACUACACCUCCUGGCUCUCGCGCGGAUGGUGCCGUGCGGAGUUGUGGUGUCAUCUUCUGUCCAGCAAGCCUUUCACGCAGGUCAUUGUCGUGUUCUCCUCCAAAGAGUCGCAGUUCAUGUACCCGCGGGAUUGGCAGGAGAACACCAUCGAUACUGGCGACUUCACGGUUGAAAGCGAUCGCGAUGUGGUUCGAAGGCUAGGUGAAGUAGCCGUCGAACACAAGAUUCAAAACCUGUCUUCUGCAGGCCCUGAGAACCUGUAUCGGUUCUUUCUGGCACGGCGAUCCAGGAUGUUGGGGCAGCCAUCUCUGACUCGGGACAUGGACGACUUCUUGUUCCAUUUCAAGUUCCCUGACUUGGAGUCAGCCAUCAGUGCCAAGAGCAGCAUGAACGGAGUCCAGUGCGCCACCUUGUCCGGUGACGUGAAGAUGCUGCGUUGCCUGGCGCAGAAGAAGGCAGACCUCAAUGCCAAUGUCCUUGGUUUGGAGGAGCUUGGCUUUUCACAGGAUUGGAGCCUCUUGAUGGUUGCCCUGGAGUCGCGACAGUCUGCAGAGAUGAUCCGAACUUUGUUAGACUUGGGUGCGGAUGUCCAUGCCUCCAGCUUCGAGGGUACGCCGGUGCCAGCGUUCGUGAAGAACUCGCAGCACAUCGAAGAGCUUCUGCGCAGCGGCGCUGAUUUUCAUAAACCUGGCAUGCCCUUGGGUCUCACGCCCUUGGCCAAGGCAGCUGGGAUGUCAAAUGCGGAGACGGUGUCUGCCUUAUUGCGACUGCGCUGCGAUCCCAACCCUCCAUUGUGUGGCUUGGGUGUCACUCCUAUGAUCUCAGGAGUGGCCUUAGCCCGCGGGAACAGCAGCAGCGUGCAGAUUGUGCAUGCUCUGCUGGAGGGAAGAGCAGAUCCGAACGUCGUUUCCAGGCAAUCUGGCAUGUGGCUGACGAUGGUCGCAGUUGGCAGGGCAAAGGUGGCUCUCUUGGGUCGUCAGACAUGUACGCCCCAAACACGUUCUGCCGCAACACUGCCCGGAUCUACACCUUUAUUGACCGCCGCAGCCAUCGGCAGUGAAGAGCUCGUAGAGCUUCUGUUGAGGUAUGGAGCAUAUCCUCAGCCCAAUGACCGUGGCGAAACCUGUGAAUUUCUGGCGGAGGCCAAUGGACAUUACAACGUGCUUCCCUCUUUAAGAACUUUUCCGGUGUGA